AUGUAUGAAAACACCACUCAAAUCACCACUUUAAAUUUAAGUCGUCAAACACCGACCAUCUUAACUGAUGCGACAGGUGGAGCUGUUAUUGCGCUUGAUGGACUGAUUUCCAUAAUUGGGACGUUAGGAAACCUUCUCGUAUUAGCAGUGAUUUUUGUUGCGCUUCGUUUCUCGACAGUUUCCAACAUCUUGAUAGCGAACUUGGCUUGUGUUGAUUUACUGACCGUUACCGUGCUGAUUCCAGGUGAUAUUGCACGUCACUUGUGUGAUAGAAUGGGACUCUGUCACGCGGACAGGACAUUGGUGUUGCUGCACCGUGUACUGGCUCAGUUUAUUGUCACUGCUGCCUCAACAAGUUUAUUUUUUAUCGCCUUGGAGCGUUUCAUAGCCAUUGCUUUUCCAUUUCGUUACAAGUCCCUGUUCACGAAGACAAAAGCUACAGUGUGUUCUUUCCUAACUUGGACCUCGGGUGCAAUAAUUACCGGUAUUUUCCACGGUUUAAAUAUCAUUUACGUUCAAAACACCUACUGCAUCUUGCUACUUUUGGUUACAUUCAUACUAUACUUUUACAUGUUCUUCGUUGCCUUAAAACACGAAAAGAAAAUAGCUUCAACGCCGGCUAACUAUAAUAUGCGGCCCACUCAACUCCUCUGGGAGAGCAAGUCAGCCAAGACAAUGGCUAUUGUGUUGGGUGUGUACGCACUUUGCUGGUUUCCCUCAGUGAUAUUCUACUCAGUGGUUCGACAAACUUAUUGGUUAUACCCAAGACUCCAAGUCUGGAUAAAUACAGUGUACUAUUUGAAUGCUACCUUAGACCCGUUAAUUUACUCUGUGCGAAGUGAGAAGUUUCGUAGAUCUGUUAACAAGCUUCUCACAUCAUGA
Pocillopora meandrina is the source of this 882-nucleotide messenger RNA. The record is from the annotation of a GenBank genome assembly. NCBI's taxonomy places the organism in Eukaryota, Metazoa, Cnidaria, Anthozoa, Scleractinia, Pocilloporidae.